CUGGCGGACCGCGGCAUCCGGAUCGACAUCGCAGAGCCGAGAAGGGAGGCCAUCGAUCGCGAGGAUGAACGAGGACGAGCGCCUCCGUUAAACGCGGAUCAACGGGUGUCCCGUUUGUGGGAGCAAUUCAAGUGUGAUCUCCUGCAGAAGGCCCCGUCUCCGAAGGGAAGACAGCAUCGAUCGUUCCUGACGGUCACAGCGAUCGAGAAGGUGAACGCACCCGACAGGUUGUUCAAGUCACCGGUUUUGCCAUUCACGCAGUGCCGCGUCAAUCACGUGGACGGAACAUUCUGGACGGGGAUAAUGUUCGACCGGUAUUUCCCGCCGACACACACCACCAUCAACCAUUCGCUGCAGAACUACGUGCAGUGUACGUACUGGAAACAGUGGUCGGCGCUGCUGGCUAAGCACGACGAGGUGGACAUCCCCGCGCUCCGCCGCGCGCUGCUGGGGCUGUUCAACCAAAUGCUUUGGCUGCCGCAGCCUGAGAAUGACCGGAUCUGGAACACGCGUCAGGCCGGCGCCUCAUCGGCAAAGGCCGUGCCCACCGGGAGCCGAGGCCCGGCUCCCAUUCUUGCGGUAAAUCCU
Molecule: messenger RNA, 588 nt
Organism: Fomitopsis serialis
Lineage: Eukaryota; Fungi; Basidiomycota; Agaricomycetes; Polyporales; Fomitopsidaceae
Exons: 1
Source: RefSeq, a predicted model, not a curated record